Molecule: messenger RNA, 453 nt
Organism: Necator americanus (New World hookworm)
Lineage: Eukaryota; Metazoa; Nematoda; Chromadorea; Rhabditida; Ancylostomatidae
Exons: 1
Coding region: 1-453 (150 amino acids)
Molecular function (GO): catalytic activity
Source: RefSeq, a predicted model, not a curated record
AUGAUGCAAGCCAAGAAGAUCAAGUACGACGUCAUCGGACUGACCGAGACGAGACGACGUCACCCUCUCAACGCCGUAUAUGAAACUGGAGGAAAACUGUUCUUAGGAACAUGCGACAGCAGAGGUGUUGGUGGAGUUGGCGUCCUCGUGAACACGAGUAUGGCAAAGAACAUCGCCUCUUUUGAACAACUAACGACCCGAAUCGGACGUCUGCGGAUGAGAAGAUGUGGUCCAACACUAGCUUUGACUAUCUUCGUCGCUUACGCUCCAACAUCAAGCUACGAGGAAGAAGCUUUCUAUAUGGACCUGGAGAAGUUCUGCCAAAGAGAUCAUGCAUUCUACAAGGUCAUAAUUGGCGAUUUCAACACCAAAGUUGGCCCAAGAAGAACGCCUGAGGAACCUCACAUCGGGACCCACGGCCUACAAUGUUUGGAAAUUUUUUUAACCAUUUGA